GAAUUACCUCUCAUAGAGUUAUUGAAACUAUUCGCAACAAAUUGAAAAUCAAAAAAGUAGGGCAUGCGGGAACUCUGGACCCUUUGGCAACUGGCCUGCUGGUAAUUAUGCUCGGUAAAGCCACCAAAUUAAGCAAUCAAUUAAUUAGCCAAUCCAAAACCUACAAAGUAGAAAUGAAAUUAUUUUGUGAGACUGAUACCGAUGAUAUAACAGGGAAAAAUGUUAGCCAGGAAAAAUCUCGCUCGUUUGCCAUCAAGAAAAUCCAACAAGCCCUCUAUCACUUCACCAAUCAUGAAUACUACCAGCAACCUCCACGCUAUUCGGCUAUUAAAAUCAAAGGCAAAAAAUUAUAUCAAUAUGCUCGUCAGAAUAUCCCAGUAGAAAUCCCCUCUCGCCUAGUAAAAAUAAAAAAAAUAAAAUUGGUAAAUUAUUCACCUGACGAAGGCAAAAUAAAAUUGGUG
Racocetra persica is the source of this 461-nucleotide messenger RNA. The record is from the annotation of a GenBank genome assembly. Lineage: Eukaryota; Fungi; Glomeromycota; Glomeromycetes; Diversisporales; Gigasporaceae.